UAUUACUACCUGCAUUACACAUUUUUAGGUAUCAUUUAUCUUGUAAAGUUCGUUCAUAAAAUCUUAUAAUAUCUCGGCAAACAAUAUAUUCCAUAUAGUCAAUUUUUUUUAUCAAUUUUCGAGAUGAUAUCGAUAACUAGCAAGUUCAGAGGUCCAAUUGUAAUCGGGGACUCGCAAACAGAUUAAUAUCUAGAUGAACGUUGUCAUAUAAUAUUAUACCUAUGGUCAAAUGUCGAUUAUUUUGGAUCUUAACAGCCAUUCAAUCAUCUAUUCCAAAUGCCAAUAUUCAAAACAUACCGGGCGACGCUUUUACUUUGCAACACCAUCGAAGGGAAUUUCUUCAAUGUAGAUAAAAACCUUGACACUAAUGAAAAUAAAGUCAAUAUUUAUAGUAAUCGUGUAUUUUCCCGUCGUUGAUAACUUAAAUCGAACACUUCUUCACUGUUAAUGAUCGAAAACAUAUUGAGAGCAUGUAAUUAGACCAUAGUAUAAAAAUAUGAUUUAUUACACACAUCAGUAAUUAGUAUAAUAAUAUUGGCAAAGUUUAUACUGAAAAAUAAACUAUAGAAUAUUGUAUUAUUUUAUUUACACACAAUCAGCAAGUGAUUGUUCUUAUCAUACUGAUAAUACGUUAAAACUAGAACCCUGGUUACGGAAAAGCAUUUAAUUAUUCUGCCAUGGACUUGAAACGGAACUAUAUUAUCAAUGUUUUAUUAUUGUUUAUACGUUAUCAAUGUGUCGUGUGCGGUGCGAACGAUUAAUUUAUAAACAUUUUUAAUUUUUAUGUUAUAUAUUACUUAAUUCUUACAAGUUUUUGACUUUUGUAAAUUUACUCAGUAUAACAAACACUAUAUCGUUUUUUCAAUGGCAUCAAAUUAAAAAUAAAUGUAUAACGAUUGCGCUUCGGUACAAACUUCGGAUUAUUAUUAAGAGUUUAUUUGUUUUUACUAUUACAUUAACUGGUUAGUCGAAUUCAAAUUUGAUUUCAAAAUGUCCAUAGAAAUCGAGUCGGCCGAUGUUAUUCGACUCAUUCAACAGUACUUGAAAGAAUCAAACUUGAUGAAAUCACUCCAAACGCUUCAAGAGGAGACAAGCGUAUCGUUAAAUACUGUCGAUAGUAUUGACGGUUUUGUUGCCGACAUCCACAACGGUCAUUGGGAUACAGUACUAAAAGCCGUACAGUCACUGAAAUUACCCGAUAGCAAGUUGAUCGAUUUAUACGAACAGGUUGUAUUUGAACUGAUAGAAUUAAGAGAGCUUGGAGCAGCACGUUCGCUAUUGCGGCAAACAGACCCGAUGAUAGCCCUAAAACAACACGAACCUGAUCGCUAUAUACAUCUCGAAAAUUUGUUAGCUCGUUCUUACUUUGAUCCACGUGAAGCAUAUCCAGAAGGAACGUCCAAAGAAAAACGGAGAAUCGCUAUCGCUCAGUCUUUGGCCGGCGAAGUUUCAGUUGUACCGUCGUCAAGAUUGCUUGCUCUUUUAGGUCAAGCGUUAAAAUGGCAACAACAUCAGGGUCUCUUGCCGCCUGGCACAUCGAUUGAUUUGUUUAGAGGUAAAGCGGCCGUUCGAGAUUUAGAAGAAGAAACGUUCCCUACACAACUCUUCAAACAGAUUAAAUUUAUCCAAAAGAGUCACGUGGAAUGUGCUAGGUUCUCUCCGGACGGACAAUUUUUAGUCACCGCCACCGUCGAUGGUUUUAUUGAAGUGUACAAUUUUGUAACGGGCAAAAUAAGAAAAGAUCUCAAGUACCAAGCUCAGGAUAAUUUCAUGUUAAUGGAAGACGCUGUGCUGAGUUUAAACUUUUCACGAGACAGUGAAAUGCUAGUGUCGGGAUCACAAGCGGGCAAAGUGACAGUGUGGAAAAUAAUGACUGGACAAGUAAUGCGUAAAUUCGAAAAAGCGCACGUACUAGGCGUUACUUGUGUUCAAUUUUCUAGAGAUAAUUCUCAAAUUUUAACUGGAUCUUUCGACAUGACAAUUAGAAUUCACGGUUUGAAAUCUGGUAAAACGCUCAAAGAGUUUAGAGGCCACACGUCAUUUGUAAAUGAAGUUGUAUACACAGUCGACGGCCAUAGCAUUAUAAGUGCUUCUAGUGACAGUACUGUAAAGGUGUGGAACGUAAAAUCGACAGAAUGCACACACACGUUUAAAUCGAUGGGAGCAGCGGAUGUAGCUGUCAACAAUGUUCACCUGUUUCCAAAAAAUCAAGACCAUUUUGUCGUGUGUAACCGAUCCAACACUAUCGUCAUCAUGAAUAUGCAAGGCCAAAUUGUGAGGUCGUUUACGAGCGGCAAACGUGAAGGUGGUAAUUUCAUUUGCUCCACGGUGUCUCCCAGAGGCGAUUGGAUUUACGCUGUCACCGAAGACUAUAACUUAUACUGUUUUUCUCUGGCCAGUGGAAAGUUAGAAAAAACCUUGCAAAUACACGAGAAAGACGUCAUCGGGCUCACUCAUCACCCCCAUCAAAAUUUAAUAUGCACAUAUUGCGAAGACGGAAUGGUAAGACUGUGGAAACCGUAGAAUGCCUAUGCCAUUUUUACUGAAAAAUAUUUUCACGUGUUAUAAUUUUUAUCUCCACACAUGUAUUUAUGUACUUGGACAUUUUUUUUAGUAAUAAAUAAUCUAAGAAUAAGACUA
Molecule: messenger RNA, 2640 nt
Organism: Adelges cooleyi (spruce gall adelgid)
Lineage: Eukaryota; Metazoa; Arthropoda; Insecta; Hemiptera; Adelgidae
Gene: Smu1
Product: WD40 repeat-containing protein SMU1
Exons: 12
Coding region: 991-2523 (510 amino acids)
Biological process (GO): mRNA splicing, via spliceosome
Cellular component (GO): precatalytic spliceosome
Molecular function (GO): protein binding
Source: RefSeq, a predicted model, not a curated record